Messenger RNA from Tachysurus fulvidraco (yellow catfish), 1038 nucleotides. RefSeq names its product prothymosin alpha b (gene ptmab). Bases 138 to 461 code for a protein of 107 amino acids. The transcript is spliced from 5 exons. Gene Ontology annotation, cellular component: nucleus. NCBI's taxonomy places the organism in Eukaryota, Metazoa, Chordata, Actinopteri, Siluriformes, Bagridae. Gene Ontology annotation, biological process: positive regulation of transcription by RNA polymerase II; negative regulation of apoptotic process. The record is from RefSeq and is a predicted model, not a curated record. Gene Ontology annotation, molecular function: histone binding.
CGCAUGCCGACGGCAUUAGCUUAGAAGCGCUAUAUAAAUAAAGAGCUUAAACUGAUCCAGGAUCAACGCGAGCGAGUCGGAUUUAUUCCAGUGUUUUUUUUUCUUACGUUAUUUAUAUUAUUAGUCAGUAUAAAACCAUGGCAGACACCAAGGUAGAUUCCGCGACGGAAAUCUCCGCCAAGGACUUGAAGGAGAAGAAGCUCCUUGAGGAGAAGGAAAAUGGAAAGGAGACUACUAAUGGAAAGGAAAAUGAGGAGAAUGGAGAGCCUGAGAUUGAUGAUGAAGAGGAGGAUGAAGUAGAUGAAGAAGAUGAGGAGGAAGACGGUGAGGGAGAUGAAGAUGAGGAGGAAGAUGAGGAGGAUGAACUGGGUGGAGGUACGAAACGAGGGGCUGAUGAAGACGAUGAGGACGAUGAGGAGGAGGUCGACCCGAAGAAACAGAAGACGGACGAUGACGAUUAAAAGGAUUGUUGGCUGCUACUGAUCUGGUGUAGAUUUCAUCUUCAGCACGUUUGUUGGAGCCAGUGGCAUAAAGGACUCAAAAAAAAUUAAAGUAAAAAAAAUCAAACAUGGUCACCCCACCCCAAAGUUCCACCCACUAACCCCCAGUGCAAAAUUUUCUAGAGGGAACAGUCCACCAUUGAGAUCCCCAACACGACGACAAAGUUCACAAGACGAGGAUUUGUUUGUAUUUUUAUUUACAUUUUAUAUUUUUGUACAUAUUGUUAAGGGAUCAGUCACUUGAUCAUGAUCUCCUCUGACCAAAACGGUGCUUCUUUAUGAAAUUUUACUUGUUUGACCAUGUCUCGCAAACUUUGGAAACAGAAACGUUUAUAAAAUCAGCCAUUUAACUCUGAGCAUUCCAGUCAGAUUUUAUGUAUGAACUUUAGUUGUACCAUAAACUAGUUUGUUUGUAUGGGAGGGCUAGGCCAAAGAAAAGGAGUUACUUCUUAUUGUUUUUUUGUUUGCAUUUGUUUUACCUUGGCCUGUCUGUGUGUGUGAAAUUUGUUCAACAAUAAACCUGACUUUUAUUUUGUGA